CGGAGACUCCCGCUGCCCUGCCGUACUAGUGUUUCGACUAUGGCGUGGAAGCAACCCAAUUCUGCUUACGCGCAGUAGUUACUGUUAUGCUAAUGAUAUUCAGUGAUGAACGUUUUCAUCCAAUCUAUGAACACAAGACAAAAUGGUUUUAGAAACACUUCAAAAGAGUCGUUUGGUGGAUGGAGAUGCUGAAGUAAGUCUUCAAAAGCAAGGCGACAAACUCCCUUGUCAAAUUUUGAAUGGAAGAUGUGGAAAAUCAGGCUCUGAUAGAAACAGUGCUAGGCCUUGUUUAGACGAUAACUGUGGAGAAGAUAAUACAGGCGUAACUUCUUAUAGAGAUGUACCAAGCAGCUUAAAUAUAGAUAUGCAACCUGAUACUUCACGUAAGAAGUCGAGGCAGCAGAGAGAAAUGACCUUCCAAGAUAUGAUUAACAACUGGGACAUCUUCGAGGAUGAUGAUGAGGAUGACGAUGAUGAUAGUGACUGGGAACCGCUGCAGAAACUCAGGGAAAUAAUGAAGUGGUUUUGUACCAAUUGUACCAUGGCCAACCUUGAUGUUGCUGCACACUGUGACUCAUGUGGAGAACACAGAGAAUCUGGAAUACUGAAGCAUGGGUUUUUUGCUUCUCCAACUUUACAAGAUUCAAAUUCAUUAGAGGCCGAGCUUGAAACUAAAAAAACCGGUAAAGGCAUGGUUUCACAAGUAUCACUGCCAUCUAAUAGUUCCACCGCAAUUGGAUUUGAUGAGAGAAUGUUGCUGCACUCAGAAGUUGAAAUGAAGUCACACCCACAUCCAGAAAGACCGGAUCGUUUGAGAGCUAUUGCUGCUAGCUUGUCUACAGCUGGAAUUUUUCCUGGAAGAUGCUAUCCAAUCCCGGCAAGAGAAAUUACCAAAGAAGAACUUGAGAGGGUUCAUUCCCUGGAGAAUAUUCAAGCUGUUGAGGUUACACGCAAUGUUAUUUCUUGUUAUUUCACUCCUGACACAUACGCAAAUAAGCAUUCAGCACAGGCUGCUAGGCUUGCAGCCGGUUUAUGUGCUGAUCUUGCUUCAGAAAUUGUUUCUGGUCGUGCCAAAAAUGGUUUUGCUCUGGUUCGUCCUCCUGGUCACCAUGCAGGUGUUAAACAAGCCAUGGGGUUUUGCCUUCACAACAAUGCGGCAGUUUCUGCAUUGGCUGCUCAGGCUGCUGGUGCCAAGAAAGUGCUAAUAGUUGAUUGGGAUGUUCACCAUGGAAAUGGAACGCAGGAAAUAUUUGAGCAAAAUAAAUCGGUCUUGUAUAUAUCUUUACAUAGACAUGAGUUAGGGAGGUUCUAUCCUGGAACUGGAGCUGCUGAUGAGGUGGGCACAAUGGGAGCAGAAGGAUAUUGUGUGAAUGUCCCUUGGAGUCAGUCGGGAGUUGGUGAUAAUGAUUACAUUUUUGCAUUUAAGCAAGUUGUGCUUCCAAUAGCUUCUGCUUUUACCCCUGAUCUCACUAUCAUAUCAGCAGGAUUUGAUGCUGCAAGGGGGGAUCCAUUGGGAAUGUGUGACGUAACUCCUGCUGGGUAUGCACACAUGACUCACUUGUUGAAUAUUGUCUCUGGUGGGAAGUUGCUUGUUAUUCUUGAAGGCGGCUACAAUCUUCGUUCCAUAUCAUCUUCAGCUACAGCAGUAAUCAAGGUAUUGCUGGGUGAAAGUCCUGGAUGUGAUUUGGACGAUCGUUUACCCUCCAGAGCUGGGAUGAAAACUGUACUAGACGUGCUUAAGAUUCAAAAGAAUUUCUGGCCCGUGCUGGAAUCUAGCUUUUCAAAAUUACAGUCACAGUGGGAGACAUAUGAUACUGAAAGAAGAAAACCACGUAAGAAGAGAAGACACGCUGCUGUGGCUCCAAGAUGUUGGCGAUGGGGACGGAAGAGGCUAUUGUAUCAUCUACUAAACGGGCGACUUCGUGUAAGAUCAAAGGGAUGCUAACUUGUGCUUUCAUUUUCAUCCACCUGCAUCAUUCCUCAUAAUUUUGUGCAUUUUUGUAUGCCCUUUAGUAUCAGUCUCAGGGUUCCCUAGAUAUUCUUGGCUCUUGUUAUUGCUUAAUCGCACACUUCUGAUAGGAGUUGGCUGCUGAAAGCUUAAUAUUUAUGUAAUGCUCAGAAAAUGCAACUUCAUCCUUUUUAUUGUCUC
Molecule: messenger RNA, 2149 nt
Organism: Momordica charantia (bitter melon)
Lineage: Eukaryota; Viridiplantae; Streptophyta; Magnoliopsida; Cucurbitales; Cucurbitaceae
Gene: HDA15
Product: histone deacetylase 15
Biological process (GO): epigenetic regulation of gene expression
Cellular component (GO): histone deacetylase complex; cytoplasm
Molecular function (GO): histone deacetylase activity
Source: RefSeq, a predicted model, not a curated record